CAGGCAAAUGAGUGCCGGAGUCAUGAAAACAUACCAAAAUGAGCAGUAAAGAUCAACUAUUUUUGUUAAAACUAGAAAGUUGCGAAGACAAGAAAGAGCGGGAUGAUUUGAUUCAAGAAUAUUUAAAAACAGUUAGCGAAAAUUCGGAUGGGAAAGUCAAAAAAGUGCCAGACUUUCCCGAAGGGUCAGAAUGGCUGAAUUUGAAAAACAACGAUUCCUUGUCUAUAAAUGGGAAUUUGCGAGGAAAGAUUUGUGUGUUAGACUUUUUCACGUACUGUUGUAUAAACUGUAUGCAUAUUUUACCAGAUCUACACGCUCUUGAGGCCAAACACAGCAUACAGGAUGGAUUGGUUGUCGUCGGUGUACAUUCGGCAAAGUUUGAAAACGAGAAAGUAUCAACUAAUAUACUCAAUGCUAUUUUAAGAUAUGACAUCACCCAUCCUGUGGUGAACGAUGCCAGUGCUUUUCUGUGGAAUGCCAUGGAGAUAGUAUGUUGGCCGACAUUGGUCAUUGUUGGACCAAACGGGCAACAUUUGUUGUCAUUGGUUGGUGAAGGUCAUCGCAAUAGUUUGAUGGAGUUUGUGGAUGCCGCAUUAACAUGGUUUAAGUCUACUGGUAUGGGGAUAAUAAAUGCUACACAAUCAGAAUUUAAAAUAAGCAGUGAGAUAAAUUGUGUAUUUCAACACAUGCAAAAAUGUGCAAGUUGAUAUUGACAAAAAACAGCUCAAAAACUUCAACUGUAGCCCCCUCUGAUAGAAAUCAAACCCACAAUUCAAGUGCAGUGCUCUGACCACUUGCCACAUUUUCUAAAUGGCACAAGAAAUUAGUUAUGAGUAAGAUACUAAACUAGUUUGUCAUCGAACUUGAUAACUUUAUCACUGUUUUAAUGCUACAUGACAUCGAUCAUCAUUGAUUAGGUUGAAGUAUCGGUAUUGGUAUUGAUCAAAUUGCCUAGUAUCGGAUUGGUAUUGUAUGAAAUGUAAAAAGCUGGUAUCGCCCAUCCCCUAGUAAUAUUAGGCUGGUAAAUAUUUGAGAGAGUAAAUAUUUCUGGUAUAAGGGUAAAUUAAUAGUGUGCUUGAAAUUGUAGUUUCUAAGAACCUAAUUUUGAACCAAUUUUUCUACAGAUGAAAUAAGCAAUCACUUAAUCAAUGUGAGUCUAGCAAAGGAUAGCCUGCCUAGAACCAGCCUAUCAUUCCCUGGCAAGGUAUCCAUAAAGCAGUCGGGUGACAAGGUGGCCAUUUCAGACACAAGUCAUCAUCAGAUAUUAAUUGUGGAUACGAAUGGUGCUGUUGAGACCAUAGUGGGUAGCGGGGUUGCUGGUAUGAAGGAUGGUGGAUUUCAACAGGCACAGUUCAAUAGUCCCCAAGGUGUGACAUGGAAAGGUGAUUUAAUGCUGUUUGUUGCUGAUACUGAAAACCAUGUGAUAAGAAUGGUAUGUUUCUGUUAGUGACUUUUGUUAUCAUCAUCAAUUGAGUGAAGUUCUUUUCAUUAGCUAAUGAAACCUUAGUAGCUUGCUGAUAUCAGCAGUUUUAUCUUCUAUGUCCAGAUUGAUUUAAAGGCUAAAAUAGUUACAACAGUUGCUGGUACUGGUGUACAAGGCAAUGAUAAAAUUGGUGGUAAAGUUGGUCAAGAUCAAGCUAUCAGUUCACCUUGGGAUGUCAUCAUUGGUCCAUCACCAGGUUCGACUGCAAUAUACUGUAUCACCUUUAUCAUUAUUACAUAUCAUUUAUCCACUACAUAUCAUUUAUCAUACCAACUUGUAGGUUCACUAAACAUAUCAGAAGAUGAAAGUGUGUUAUAUAUUGCCAUGGCUGGAACACACCAGAUCUGGGGAUUGUGUUUAGCCGAUACAAAAUGGUUAAAACGAAGGUAAUGCUCUAUAUUGUAUGUGCCCAAUUCACCUUUACGAGUGGGACAUACAACUAUAGUACUACCCGAUAAACAUAAGCAGAACUUUAGUUUUAUCAUCCUUCACACUGUAGCUCUCUGUUAUCAUCCCUACCUACCUUGGCACCAACCAUUUGAGAUUUUAACACAUACAUAUAUUACAAUAUCUUUUAUCCAGUGAUGAAAAGGCGUGGACAUGCCUACGGUUCUCAGGCAGUGGAGCAGAAGAGAACCGUAACAAUAGCUACCCACAUAAAACUGGUUUUGCUCAACCAUCUGGGCUGAGUAUUGCUCGACCGAAACCUUUGGAAUGUAUGUUUUUGGCUGACAGUGAAAGCAGCAGUGUACGGUCUGUGUCCAUCACUACAGGUGGAGCAAAGGCUGUGGUUGGAGCUGAUAGAGAUCCAAUGGUAACAUAUGAUUUUGUCAUCCUAAUGCUGUGAUUAGAGACAAAAUAGAGGAGGAAUGUUGUGAUAUUUAAUUGUAUUGUAUUGUAUUGUAUUGUAUGAUAAUGGUACAGUAAACUGUGAUAAAUGUUAGAACAAAAUUGAAAUGGUAUCCUAUGGUAUAUAGGGUAGAAAAAUAUUGAAAUGGUACCUAUUCCCUACAGUAGAAUAUUAUCUGUAAAGAAAUGGAAACUUACCAAUUUCAUAUAUUCAUCUGUUUUAGAAUCUCUUUGCCUUUGGAGAUGUUGAUGGCAGCGGAAUAGAUGCGAAGUUACAGCAUCCUCUUGCAGUUUCGUGGAACUCCCAAAAUCAGCUGCUUUAUGUUGCAGAUUCUUAUAAUCAUAAAGUAAUGCACAUCAUAUUAAUAAAUGUAAAAUAAACGUAUAAAAGAGUUUUAGCUUUUCUCAAGUAUCAUGGCUUGUCUUUUAACUCCUGGGCCCGGUUGUUCAAAGGUGCAUGAUUAGCGCGGACCCUCGGUUAAAAUUUAACCUGCUAUUUUGGAUUGUGUAUUUGUGCACGUAACAUUCUUAGACACUCACCCCAACAUUAUAAACCCUCUUCUCCAUAUCUCCAGAUCAAGGUAGUUGAUCCAGUAAAAAAGACCUGCACUACAUUGUUGGGAACUGGCCAGCCAGGAUGUGUGGACGGCGACGCUGGCCGUGUGCAGUUUAAUGAACCUGGAGGUCUAGCAAUCAGUCCUGAUGGAAGCACGCUGUACAUUGCUGACACCAACAGUCAUGUCAUACGCGUGGUGGAUUUGAAAACUAAUACAGUUUCCACGGUGAGUAUGGCUAAUGGUAAAAAAGAUUGUAAAACUUCUCAGUUAAAAUGACUUCUUUUUGAAUAGUUUCUUAAAACACAACUGUUUAAAUCCUUACGUUUCACAAGCUAUAUGCACCAUUCGCAUCCUCAGCAACUUCUCGCCUUCUGCUCGAGUUUGUAAUUGUUAUUCAUUUUUGAAUUCCAUCUUUAACUGUUACAUUUCAGUUGUCAAUUAUCAGUCAAGUUACGGAGGUUGCAGAUGGGGUUACAGAUACAACUGACAGCCGUCAAGAUGCUGCGAAAUACCGAAGACUCGCACCGCACAACGCUAGCACCAUAGACUGCAAUCCUGUGGUUGUUAGCAAGAAAUCAGUAGAGAUACAGUUUACGUUUAGUUUGCCAAAACAAUGCAAGCUGACAGAGGGGGUGAAAAGCCGAUGGCAAUGUACCUUAUUUCAAGGCUCGAUGAAGGAUGGUCAGUUUUACACUAUAUUACAUUAAGAACAACAUUAUUGGUCCAAUUGUUGGUCCUAAUAUUUUUCAGGUAGUUGUAUCCACCACACCACAGCUGCCUGUUAUCGUCUCUAUACCCAUACUGGCAACGAGAGUGCGAGAAAGCUCGUGCAACACCUUUCAAUAUCCGCCAAACAAACCCAAAAUGUAUGACGGAUUGUUGGGUAGAUUAUGUUGCAUGUCGUACUAAACAUCGGGUUGUCUCUUUUUAGAUGAAGGUCGUAUGGUUCACAGUGGAGUGUUAACAUACCCUGAUGCAUAUACUACCAUGCUGGUAGAAAUACCAACCAACACGGAGACACAAGUAAAGGUAAUAAUAAAUGUAUUUAGUAUUUUUGCACAAGUGAACAUAACAAAUCCUACACGUUGAUUGGUCAAAUUUGACGUAUUAAGAUGUUAUAUUCACCUACAGGUGAAUAUAACAAAACAGAAAUUUUGAAAAUGGCGGCUAUAGCCGUUUUGUGGAGGUUACUGAUAAAGAAAUAAGCGAAAUUAAAAUAAAUUCAGUCCCAAAAACACAAAAGACUUGUGUAAAAAUACAAAAACAAUUAUUCGCCUCAGGCUCGGUGAUUAUCUAUUAAAUAUUUCCCGAUGAUCACCUCGCCUUCGGCGAAUAAUUGUUAAAUAUACGGCCCAUAUUAAGUAUGUGAAAGUUUGCUUAUAUUUUUGCUAGAGAUACAACAAGGAGCAAGUUUUAGUAUUCUAGUGGACCAUGCCUGCAAAUGUUAGCGAGCCAUAUUAUUUUACUUUAGGUUGAAGCCAAGAUAUAUUUUUGUGAACCAGACGGCGCGUGCUACAUGCAAGGCGUGAUGUUUAGAUUACCUGUUAAACAGCAGAUGAAUGGAGGUCAAGAAAAUAACGAAAGUCCAGUGAAAAUACACUAUGACUGUGUUAAACCUUGAAUUAUACAUCUAAUAUUUUUUUCUUGUAAUAUAUAGUUCAAAUGUUCGUAAUGAAUUUCACAAACCCGUUUGCAAACUAAGCAUUGGAUUUACGUUAGCUUCCUGGACAGGCAUCUCUUGUCAUAGGGGUCAGGGCUCGGGUUUGGAAAAAAUAUCUAGUUGAGAUAAGAUCUCACCCAAUUUCUUCCGAUCACUCUUAACUGCCCCCAUAUAGAGAUGCCUGCGAAGGAGGCUAUAGUUUUACGCUUUACGUCUACUUGGGAAGUUGUAAUCUAUAAAAAUUCUGCUUAUAGGUGUUGGAUUUGAUUUCAUACCCAUGCAUAGAAUGCCAUCUCUAUAUUCAGUAUUUACAUUUCGACAAUCCUUAAAUAUUCUUGUCUCAAGAAAAUUUAAGGAAAAAUUGCCAUAAAUAUAUGAUGUCCUUCUUCUGAGAAACAUUUAUAUAUGAGCUAUUUUCGCGAGCGUGAAAUUACCUGUAUAGUACCCAAUAUUUAAGAAUACUAAAAUCCCUGAUAUAAACACGAUGACGCGCAGUCAUUUAUAAAUCUUUGCUGAACUAUGAACUUUGUUUUUAUGUGUUGACUUCUGUAAUAUGUACAUUUGUUUUUUCCAUAAUAUAUAUAUAGAAGGAUCAUGUGUGAGCAUUAAGAAGUUCUCAUGAUUGUUUGAUGGAAAUGUCCGUUUUCUCAUUUUCCAGUUUUUUCGUCCAUCCUUCAUUGGAUGCCAACCAAUGAGCUCUAUAAAUAUCUGGAGCAAGAACCUCACUCAUUCAGACUAUGAGAAAGUGCAGCCAGUGAGCUCCAUAUAUAUCUGGAGUAGGAACUUGGUUGCUCAAAGUGAAGCAAGUUUCGUGUUAACCGCGCAUACAAAAACAAUAGAAAGGGACUGGAACUGACGUCCAAUCACUGCGUCCAAUAGCUCCUUCAAUUUCCGCCAUCUUGGCAAGGAGUGUGUUGAAAUUUCGUAUUUUGACUUCGAUUUAAAGAAUAAUAUUGUGAUUUUAUGAACUGAAAACCUGAUUAGUGAUACGGUCCAUUAGAAAAAACUGGAAUUAGCUGGGGAAAUGGUAUAAAAACUGUUUACGACCUUCAGAGCUAUUGGACGUCAAUGGCCGCCAUCUUGGCUUCACUUUUCUCAUUGACCGAUUGACUGAAGUUCUUGCUCCAGAUAUAUACUGUAUAGAGCUCACUGAGUGAAGCCAAGAUGGCGGCCAUUGACAUCCAAUAGCUCUGAAGGUCGUAAACAGUUUUUAUACCAUUUCCCCCCAGCUAAUUCCAGUUUUUUUUCUAACGGACCAUAACUCUGAUCAAGUUUUCAGUUCAUAAAAUCAUAAUAUUAGUCUUUAAUUAUUAAAAUCGAAGUCAAACUACCAGAUUUCGGCACACUCCUGGCAGCUUCGUGUCCGACCGCGCAGACAAAAACAAUAGAAAGGGACUGGGUUUGACGUCUAAUAGCUCUUCAAUUCCGCCAUCUUUGGCUUCACUUUCUGGACUCGAAUUCUCGCUCCAGAUAUAUAGAGAGAGCUCACUGAUGUUAACCCAACACCAGUAUCACCAAGAUACAAUAUUUUCCGAUAUAAUAUACACCGACGGGUGGCUGGUAGAAAUGUCUGAAGGUAUAAAUACCUAUUUUGCGCAGUUGAUAAUACCGAAUUGCCAAGUACAGUAUCAAAAAGGGUAAAACCACAAAGUCCAAUACAACGUUCAAAAAUAGUCCGCAAAAAUGUUCGACAAAAAUGAAAUUUGAUCGGAAGUUAGUCGGAAUUUUUUUUUGAUUACUGAUUAUUUUUCGAAAAAACUGUCAUUUGGUAGGAAAACGUCCGCGAUGGCCCGACAGUUAUUGACACCACUUAUCAGGAAGCAAAAAUAAAAACCCAUUAACACAUAAGUCAGUUCGAAGUAAUAUUUGCACAGAAGCGAAAAAAAAUAUGUACAUACACUGUCAUACAGUACGAUGGCCGACUGCAAGUUAAUGUUCAUGAAUGCGCGCAGAUGAUGUUAAUUUUUGCCGAGUGUUUCUCACGCAAAUACGGUUGCAGCGCAUACGCAGAGAAGACGCACAUACGGGAAAUGCGAUCUUAGCACGGCCAAGCCUUAACCUUGCGAGGUAUCUUGGGCAUGUGUUUUAAUGAGCUUACAUAACAAAAUUUCACACCAAAUUUUUAUGGCUACAUUAGAACGUCGAGAAACUUUCCGUUUCUCAAUAAAUUAUUACUCACUGUAAACAUCGUAGUGAUGGUGAUUUGCAUACCAAACAUGGUUAAAUACUUUCAGAACAAAGCAAGCUAUGACAGUUUGGCAAAAUAUAUUAUUUGAUCAUUAUAAGUUUUCUCCCCAAUGAGUCAUAAAAUAGGUGAUGUGAAAUUUCGUUGCAUAAUUAAAUAUCUCUAUCAGUUGUACAAUGUGUAUAGUUACUCGUUCACGCCAUCCUCCUGUGGCGCUUUCCUGGCUUCUCCUGGCCACGGUGUCAUAACUGGACUGCUAUUGGUUAGCGGGCUGUUGCGAAAUUCGUCCUCUUGAUUGACGGCAGUUUCAUAGCCCGUGUUCUCUAACCUAAAGCGACG
This is a messenger RNA of Paramuricea clavata, 7073 nucleotides long. Lineage: Eukaryota; Metazoa; Cnidaria; Anthozoa; Malacalcyonacea; Plexauridae. The record is from the annotation of a GenBank genome assembly.